Molecule: messenger RNA, 2865 nt
Organism: Dracunculus medinensis (Guinea worm)
Lineage: Eukaryota; Metazoa; Nematoda; Chromadorea; Rhabditida; Dracunculidae
Source: the annotation of a GenBank genome assembly
AACUCAGCUUCAAAAGGAAGAUUCGAUGGAAUAAAACGAAAUUAUAAUGUGGAAGAUGUGUUGAAAUUAAGAGGAACAAUCCAAAUCGAAUAUACUCUUGCAUGCAGAGGUGCCAACAAAUUAUGGCACUUACUUCAAAGAGAGCCGUAUAUUGCAGCAUUGGGGGCACUAACAGGCAAUCAAGCGGUACAAAUGGUUCGAGCUGGCCUCAAGGCUAUUUAUCUAUCAGGAUGGCAAGUUGCGGCGGAUGCUAAUACAUCAGGCGAUAUGUAUCCUGACCAAUCACUUUAUCCAGCCAAUUCUGGGCCUGAGCUAUGCCGAAGAAUAAAUAAAUCUUUACGUAGAGCGGACCAAAUAGAAGCAGUUGAAGCAAAGGAUUAUUGUUCACCACAUGAUUGGUAUGCACCUAUUGUAGCAGACGCUGAAGCAGGAUUUGGUGGUUCUCUUAACUGUUUCGAAAUUAUGAAAGCAUAUAUUGAAGCAGGUGCUGCAGGAGUUCAUUUCGAAGAUCAAUUAGGAAGUGAAAAAAAGUGUGGACAUAUGGGUGGUAAAAUAUUAAUACCUACAGGCGAGCAUAUACGCCAUUUGAAUGCUGCACGUCUUGCAGCUGAUGUUUGUGGUGUGUCAACGAUCAUUAUUGCUCGCACUGAUGCUGAAAGCUCGAGGCUUAUUACAAGUGAUAAUGAUGAAAGAGAUCAUGGUUUUAUUGACCGCAAAGCUGGAAGAACAUCAGAAGGAUUCUACAGAUUAAAAAAUGAUGCACCAGUGCAAUACUGCAUCGAAAGGGCCAAGCACUAUGCACCAUAUAGUGAUUUGAUUUGGAUGGAAACUUCCUAUCCAAAGCUAAGUGAUGCGAAAGAAUUCGUUGAAGGUGUCCGUAAGGAAUAUCCAGACAAAUUAUUCGCAUACAAUUGUUCACCAUCUUUCAAUUGGAGAAAACAUUUGCGUCAAAACGAUUUAGAAAAAUUUCAAAAAGAACUUGGUGCAAUGGGAUUCAAAUUUCAAUUCGUUACUCUAGCUGGUUUUCAUUGCAAUAGCUAUAGCACUUAUGAUUUGGCUAGAAAAUAUCGAAAACAUGGAAUGAUAGCCUAUUCUGAACUUCAAGAAUUGGAAUUCAAAGCUGAAAAAUACGGAUAUUCUGCAGUAAAACAUCAACAUGAAGUUGGGACAGGUUAUUUCGACUAUGUUGCAAAUACAGUAGCUGGUGGAAAAGCUUCGACUGUUGCACUUUCUGGAUCGACCGAAGAAGCACAAUUCUAUGAAAAACGAAAUAAUUCAUCCUCUUCAACAAACAUCUUCCAGGUAGCUCCAGUUAUGCAUGAUCAUGAGAAAAUUAUUACACCCGAUGCUAUACGCUAUAUCAGAGAAUUACAUGAAAAAUUUAAUGGAAGACGCUUACAACUUCUUGCUGAAAGAGAAAUAUUACAAGCAGCAAUUGAUAGAGGAGAUUAUUACCCCGAUUUUGAUAAAGCUACUAAAGCUUUAAGAAAUGAUACAAAAUGGAAAGGAUCCAAAAUUCCUGAUGACAUGAUGGAUCGGCGUGUUGAAAUCACCGGUCCAACUGAUAGAAAAAUGAUCGUUGAUGCUUUAAAUAGUGGUGCGAAGGUGUUUGUGGCAGAUUUCGAGGAUUCAAACGUACCUUCUUGGAGAAAUCAGUUAGAUGGACAAGUUAAUUUAUAUGACGCAGUGAGGGAAAAUAUUUCUUUCACUGAUCUGAUAUCUAAAAAACAGCACUUCUUGAAAAAAAAACACGCAGUAAUAAACGUUCGUCCACGCGGAUGGCACCUGCCAGAAAAACAUGUUCUUAUCAAUGGCGAGCCAAUAAGCGGAUCAUUAUUCGAUUUCGGGCUCUAUCUAUAUCAUAAUGCCAAAAUUUUAUUACAAAAAGGUUCGGGUCCCUAUUUUUAUCUUCCAAAACUCCAAAAUGCUGCUGAAGCUAAACUAUGGGCUGAUGUUUUUGAAUUCUCUGAGAAACGCCUUGGUUUGCAAAAUGGAUUCAUUAAAUGCACCGCACAUAUCGAACAUCUUCUUGCAACAUUCCAGAUGGAUGAAAUUAUAUAUAAUUUAUCAAAAAAUAUUAUCGGUCUUAAUUGUGGUCGAUGGGAUUAUAUUUUCUCAUUUAUUAAAGUGUUUCGAAAUCACAGCAAUUUUUUAUUGCCAGAUCGUUUUCAAAUUGGUAUGACUUCGCCAUUCUUGCGAAAUUACGCAUUAUUAUGCAUUAAAAGCUCUCAUCUACGAAAUAUUGCCGCAUUGGGUGGAAUGGCCGCACAAAUUCCUAUAAAAAAUAAUGCUUUUGCUAAAGAACAAGCUUUAAAAGUUAUACGCCAAGAUAAAGAGCGAGAAGCCAAUGAUGGACAUGAUGGUACUUGGGUGGCCCAUCCAGAUUUGGUGCCUGUUGCUCAAGAAGUUUUCGAUUCAGUCAUGCUUGGAAAAAAUCAAAUUUGUAAACAACUACCAUCGUUCAAUGUUACUAAUGUUGAGCUUACUGCUGUACCCGAUGGAAAAAGAACAGAAAAGGGAUUGCGCUAUAAUAUUUCUAUAACAUUGGAUUAUUUGGAAUCAUGGUUGAGAGGGACUGGCUGUGUACCCCUUUAUAAUAUAAUGGAAGAUGCUGCUACUGCAGAAAUCUCACGUGCACAGAUAUGGCAAUGGCUUCAUCAUGAGGCUAAAUUUGAAGAUGGUCGGAGAAUUGAUUUCGCUCUCGUAAAACAAGUAAUAGAAGAAGAAACCGAAAGGAAAUUAACCCAUGCAAAUCCCGCAAUUAAUCGUUUCCUGGAGGCAGCGGAACUGCUUGGCGAAUUCUGCACAGAGCCAAUCUUAUCAGAUUUCUUAACACUUAAAGCAUAUGACCGAAUUAUAUCGUAG